Molecule: messenger RNA, 834 nt
Organism: Cynara cardunculus var. scolymus (artichoke)
Lineage: Eukaryota; Viridiplantae; Streptophyta; Magnoliopsida; Asterales; Asteraceae
Exons: 3
Coding region: 1-834 (277 amino acids)
Source: RefSeq, a predicted model, not a curated record
AUGACUGAUAAACAAACAGAAACAGCGAAUAAGAACAUGAAUGCCUCUGCUUAUUCGAAUCCUUUGUUUCUGAGUCAAAGCGAUAAUCCUGGAACGAUGCUGGUCACGAAGAUCUUUGAUGGAAAGAGUUUUGGAGCCUGGAAGCGUGCGAUGUCUUUGGCGCUUUCUGUGAAGAACAAAUUAGGUUUUGUAAAUGGGAGGACAAAGAAACCUGCAGAAGAUGAUCCAACUUAUGAUGAUUGGGAGAGAUCUUGUUUGUAUAACAUUCUUGGUAGUAUAUUCAACAUGAUAUUCACUUUUGUUUGGGCUGAAUGGAAAGAUAUAGCGCAUGAUUCUAGAAUACUUAGGGAAGUUGCUUUUAACCUAAAAUCCGAUAAAUAUUAUCUUUGUGAUGHUGCGUACGCCAAUGCUCGUGGAUUUUUGGCUCCAUAUCGUAACACAAGGUAUUGGUUGGCAGAUUUUCGACGUCGACGCGCUUUGACUAAAGAAGAAAGGUUUAAUCAUGCACAUGCUCAACUCAGAAAUGUUAUUGAACGUGCUUACGGUGUCUUGAAAGCGAGAUUUCCGAUCUUAAAGCAGAUGGCUCCCUUUCCAUUUACAACACAAAGAAAUGUGGUAAUUGCUUGCUUUGCGAUACAUAAUUUCAUCAGAAAAUAUAAUAUUCAAGACCAGUUGUUUAUGGAGUGCAAUGAGGAUAAUAUAUUUAACAACGAAGAAGAAGUCGAAGGAAAUGGAGAAGAAGAAUUGGACAUUUCACAAUGGGGUGCUAAUAGCACUCAAUAUAUGGUUACUUUGAGAGAUGAAAUUGCAAAUAGUUUGGUCAAUAAUGUUUGA